This is a messenger RNA of Varanus komodoensis (Komodo dragon), 1372 nucleotides long. It is a transcript of the gene TRNAU1AP, whose product is annotated as tRNA selenocysteine 1 associated protein 1. Gene Ontology annotation, biological process: selenocysteine incorporation. Gene Ontology annotation, molecular function: tRNA binding. The transcript is spliced from 9 exons. Bases 118 to 978 code for a protein of 286 amino acids. The record is from RefSeq and is a predicted model, not a curated record. Gene Ontology annotation, cellular component: nucleus. NCBI's taxonomy places the organism in Eukaryota, Metazoa, Chordata, Lepidosauria, Squamata, Varanidae.
GUGAGGAGGCGGCAGCGGCGGCGGCGGGGCGGCCCAGCGGGGUAGGCUUCCCCGUCGCCCGCCCCUCCACGCUCGGCCCAAGCGCGCUGCGGCGGCGGCGGCGGCGGCGGGAGCAGCAUGGCCGCCAGCCUCUGGAUGGGAGACUUGGAGCCAUACAUGGAUGAGAACUUUAUUUCAAGAGCAUUUGCUACUAUGGGGGAGUUGGUUCUGAGUGUGAAAAUUAUUCGGAAUAGAUUGACAGGGAUUCCAGCAGGCUAUUGCUUCGUGGAAUUUGCUGAUCUGGCCACUGCAGAAAAGUGUUUACAUAAAAUUAAUGGGAAGCCCCUUCCUGGUGCCACACCUACAAAGCGAUUUAAAUUAAACUAUGCCACUUAUGGAAAGCAGCCUGAUAACAGUCCAGAAUAUUCACUGUUUGUAGGAGAUCUUUCCCCUGAUGUAGACGAUGGGAUGAUAUAUGAAUUCUUUGUAAAAGUGUACCCGUCCUGUAGGGGUGGCAAAGUGGUUGUGGACCAGACAGGCGUAUCCAAAGGCUAUGGCUUUGUGAAAUUCUCAGAUGAACUGGAACAGAAAAGAGCACUCGUUGAGUGCCAGGGAGCUGUUGGUCUUGGUUCUAAACCAAUACGUUUGAGUGUUGCCAUCCCAAAAGCUAACCGGCUGAAGACAGUUGAGUACAAUCAGAUGUACAACUAUAACUAUAACCAGUACUACCAACAGUAUCAGAAUUACUAUGCCCACUGGGGAUAUGAUCAGAAUACAGGCAGUUACAGCUACAGCUAUCCACAGUAUGGAUACACGCAAAGUACCAUGCAGACAUAUGAAGAAGUUGGAGAAGAUGCACUAGAAGACCCCAUGCCCCAGAUGGAUGUGAGUGAAGCCAACAAGCAGUUUAUGGAACAGAGUGAAGAACUCUACGACGCCUUGAUAGAAUGUCACUGGCAGCCUUUGGACAGUGUCUCUUCAGAGAUUCAAGCCAUGUAAUUGCCUUGUUGCUCAAGCACCAUCUCCAAGCAACAUGCCAGCGUGCCCUGGACUCCUGCCAAGCACAUGGAUCCUGCCGCUGCGAGUGGCUUGCCCUGCUCCUUUCCUCCGAAUUCUUAAUUCCAGAAUACAGGGGAGAACUUGCCAGACUUUCUGUAUGCACUGAGGAGCAGAAGAACUUUGUGGUCACUUUUAUUUGUGACAAAACUAAAACCCAGACACUUAAAUUUUUUUCUUUGCCGCCCCCCCCUCCCCCCACACACACUUUUUUGGUCCUGGGACAGAUUGUUCAUCCUUGUCAAGGAAUUGUAAUUUAUAAACUUUUAAAAAAAAGAUGGUGUGGUAGGGAAAGUUUUACUUCCAUGUACAAUAAAAGAAUAUCUUUUACACAGUA